ACUGAGCUAAAUCCCAGCCCUAUUCUUGAAAUCAUGAAUCCUGUCUAUAGCCCUGGAUCUUCUGGGGUUCCUUAUGCAAAUGCCAAAGGAAUUGGUUAUCCAGCUGGUUUCCCCAUGGGCUAUGCAGCAGCACCUCCUGCUUAUUCUCCCAACAUGUACCCUGGAGCAAAUCCUACCUUCCAAACAGGUUACACUCCUGGCACACCUUACAAAGUGUCCUGCUCCCCCACCAGUGGGGCUGUGCCGCCAUACUCCUCCUCCCCCAACCCCUACCAGACCGCUGUGUACCCUGUGCGAAGUGCCUACCCUCAGCAGAGCCCGUAUGCACAGUUGUCUCUGUUCUCCCCACAGCAAGGUACCUACUACACACAGCCACUGUAUGCAGCACCCCCUCAUGUCAUCCACCACACCACGGUGGUGCAGCCCAACGGCAUGCCGGCAACAGUGUAUCCUGCUCCCAUCCCUCCUCCGAGAGGUAGUGGUGUCACCAUGGGCAUGGUUGCUGGAACCACCAUGGCCAUGUCGGCAGGUACCCUGUUGACGGCUCACUCCCCAACUCCAGUCGCCCCUCACCCAGUCACUGUGCCCACAUACCGGGCUCCAGGAACACCCACUUACAGCUAUGUGCCCCCUCAGUGGUGAUCACCCUGCAGACAAAUGUUUGAGGAUGGAGCUGUGCAGUCACAUCAAGGUUCCACAGCUGGUGCUGCAGGCCUUGUGCCUCCAACCAAGACUUUCUUCUUAAUGCUCUCGACACUUAGCUAAACACAACUAUGUUCCAGCCCAGCAGGUCCCAGCGCCGUUAGUUUCCAACUAACUGUGGGUUGGUCUUAAAUCCUGUUUUGUGGUCUGCCUGGCAAUUUUUUAGCUAACUGUAAUGAUAAGAAGGGAGUAUUAAUCUAUUCUGAAUCAUAUCUAGUUGAAUGCAUGUUAAAAAAACAAACACAAAAACCAAGCUUGCUCAAUCUACCUGCAGUGACUGAUGCAAAACCAUCAUAUGCAAAACCCAAAGGAAUGGAAAAUGUAUUUUACAACUUGUAUCCCUAAUGCACUGUUGUAAUGUAUGCAGUCUUAACGUUAAUAAGUGUUAAAGUGAAUUCUUCAUAGAGCAUCUGAAUUACCUUAGAUGAUUCUUCAGCCUUCUGGGGUUGAUGGUGGGUAGCCAGUUAGGGACUUGGACUUUUAGUUUUCAUUGGCCUGUUUCUUUGACACUGACUGUACCAGGGAGCUACAGGAAUGAGGAGAGAGUAAGGAGGCCACAGUAGCUGAGGAGUAGCCAGUCACAGGGUGUUGCCUUUUUCUGUUCAUCCUUAGAGGGGUCAGGGGAACAGGGACAUACUUAAAGAUCAUCCUGAAACAGAGCCAUUUGGCCAGGACAGUUAGGGGCGAGGGUGGUCUGCAUAUCAACAAUUUUCUCUGCAUAUCUCAUAAAGAAGGAUCAUUUUUCUAUAUCUUUAUUAGAAAAAUACUGUGUAGAACUAGUUUAUUUUCCUGGAAUGGAAGGUAUGUGAAAGAAAAACAGCCCCAUUUGGAGCAGGUAUUGUCCUUUCCUUUAGGUUAGAAAGUCAUUCCAUAUUUUCUUUAGCCUGAGAAAUGUUUGAGUCAGUUAAAAACACUUAGCUAUUGCUGUUUCUCUCAUAAAGAAGGGCAAAAAUUUCAGCUGUGUGUUGUGGAGAAUGUUGUAUACUUACGAAUGCUUAAAAGGGAACAGAGUUGUUUUAAACGCCUCACAGGUAUCUAGAGAGGCAAGGUCUUGACUAGGUCUGCAGAUAUAAAGAGGUAGCUUGUGCUGGGUGGUCUAUAUGAUGAUAACUUGCCUCCUGUCUGACUCCGGGACUUCUAGGGUGAGGAGCACAGGGCUGAAUCUGAGGUGUGAGAGUCUUCUGCCAGCUAUCCUUGAGCUGAAGGCACUCAAUGCCGAGAAUGUGCAGUCAGGACAAAGGGCCUGGUAGCAGUGGAAUGCAUUUGCCCACCCACUGGCAUCUAUUAUGGAAGAGAUUUUGAGUUUAAAAUAUGAAUAUUGUACAUAAGAAAUGAAGAGUUGUUUUUUGUCUCAUUUUUCCUAAUAAGCUGACUUUGAGUGACAGGAAUGGCUGGCUGUUCUCAGUGAGGCUCAGAGGGUAGAGGCAGAAAGAACUGUUCCUUUUCAGGGCCUUGUCAGGUGGGGUGGGGUGCAUCUUUUUUCCCCACCCGAGUGUUGGUGAAGUGCCGUGGUCUUCAGUUGGGAGGGGAUUCUGUGCUGCUUCUGUCUCUGGCAGCUCAGUCAGGGCCCUGGUGCUGAGUUGGGGUUUGCUCCAUUAGCAGUUAGCCUGGCUGGCAGGUGGAACACCUGACCACUGAGCCUUUGGUAAUCUUAUUUUUUAUAGUAAAUAUUUGUCAUGAUUUUCUUUUUUCACAUUUUAUAAGUUUGGGAAUAUUUUUGCAUGGCUCAUUGUAAACAAAAGUUUCCUUGUUCCUAGUGUCCAUUAACAUAGAAUGUUUACUGAUAAAUACUUUAAAUUGCUUCCUGAGCACUUAUACCCCCCCAUGUGUGUGUCAUUAUGUGUGUGUCAUUAUGUGUGUGUGUGUGUGUGUGCGCGCGUGCGCGUGUGCGCGUACACAUGGUGUCAUUUACCCUCGGCAUACCAUUGUGUUCAUUUCUGCAAGUCGUGUUGGUAAUUCCAUCUGGGUAGUGGAUGGUUUACAAUAUUGGUAGCUUCCAAGGGUCCCAGGGACUCAACUGACUGGCAGAGAAGGCAUUUUCCCAGUUGAGUGAUGAUAUAUGAGAACAUGAUUUUCGUGUAUGCUUUCUAAAAGCCCACACAAAAAUAGAAACGUACCUAUGAGGGGUGGUAUUAUUCCAAUCAGGAGGAAGUUCUAGGUUCCAUGGGCUGUCUCCAGGCCUGUGUGAGACUGGCACACACAGGGUGAGUGUUCUCUUAAAUGCUGAGUUGGAGAAAGUUUUGCAUCUCCUGACCUCCAUUUUUAUCAGCUGUAUGAACACUUUCUUCUCUAUAAUUAAAUUUUUUCCCUUUUGUAAGGUUGAAUUGAGAGACUAUCAGAUACUUCUACAUUGUGGAGAUUUUUCCAAUUUUGAAACUAUCAGGGCAUCAGGUAUCAGAUCUAUGAAAGGUAGAUAAUACCAGAUAAGAAUCUAGUCUUAACUAAUAGUAAUAAAACUGUCAUAGGUGCAUUCCGUUCUAGUAAAGUUAGUUAAAGAAAUAGUACUUGGGUCAGUCAUCUGUUACAAAGCUGCAUAGUUUGUUAUCCCAAGCACAUUGUGGAACAUUCCAAGGACUUUUGCUCUUUUUAAAUGUGUGACAUUUCUGAUUUGAGAGAUCUUCGAUUGAAUUGUUCUCUGAGAAGUUGAAAGGGGCAAGCAAAUGAUCUGGAUCGUGUAGCUGCGGGCAGGCAUCAUCAUGGAUCUUUAAAACCUUUUUUAAAUUCUGUACCUUCUCCCCUGAGGCUUGGGAGUUGUCUUCUUCAGCUAUGUAGCAGCUGCUCCUCUCAGCCGAUAGAAAUGUAGUUGGAGCUGGUUGGAGGCUGAGUGAAUGUUGUAAAGUCAGCCCAUGUGCUCCCUGACUCAGAAGUGAGGCCACCCUCAGAGCCAGGGCCAGUCAUGGUCACGUGCAGGGAAGUGCUUCCAGAACCUUUCAUGUAUGCUAUGAACCAUCUUCUAAGACCGUUCUUGUAUGCUGAUGGCCUACCAGUUGCUAUUCUGUGAAAUCCUUUCCUGAGUGCUAUGCAAAUGUAUUUUUAGGUGGCAGGGACAUGGGCUAGGCUUCAGGCUGCUGAGUGUCUAGGCACCUGGUGCGUGGCUCCAUCUGGUGGUGUCAUCCUGCUGUGACAGGCAGCUAGGAAGUAAGUUACAAGUGUUCUUGGAAGACAUGCCAAUAAGAGGACAUACAUUCUUAGGCAGUUUGGAAUGCACUGACAUCCAGCAGCAGUGUCCUUGUGGGAGCUUUCGUGAUCCAGUUGUAUAAAUAUUGGGCUGCUUUGCAAAGGAAAUCCAGACUUCACCUAUCUUUUUUGAACAUUUAGAUACAGUAUUACUGUGACCAAUUGGGCCACCUUCUCUCAUCUGGCAGCUGACAGUUGGCUGUUCCACUUGUAGUUGGCCUGGCACUGCCUGGGCAGCAUGGGACCUCCCCUGGGUGCGACAGCAGGUGGGGCAGCCACUGGUCCUUCUCUCUGGUGCUUUCUAAGGGGGUCUGGUAGGAAUGUGGUUGGCUUAAGGAGGGUACACCUCCCAGAUCUGUGUGUGUUUCAGCUGCUUACUGUUUGCCUUAGCUUCUGGAAGGCUGGCAGACUCCUGAGUGCACUGCAGGUGGGGAUGUGAGGUCUCGGCAUAAGCUUGGACGUUGAUCUUGCCUGUCUGAAGUGUUGUCUUGUCUUCCUGGCUCUGAGUUCAUUUGAAGAAUGGAAAACCUGUGGGGUAACCUUGCUUUAGUCACAGUUUAGUCCCUUGGGACAAUGAGACAGAGGAGCAGAAUCUAUCCAGAGAGCUCGUAUGCACUUCAGGAGACUGGGCUGUCCCAGGUGAGCACAGCAGGCAGCCCCUGGGCAGG
This is a messenger RNA of Fukomys damarensis (Damara mole-rat), 4547 nucleotides long. RefSeq names its product family with sequence similarity 168 member B (gene Fam168b). The record is from RefSeq and is a predicted model, not a curated record. Lineage: Eukaryota; Metazoa; Chordata; Mammalia; Rodentia; Bathyergidae. The transcript is spliced from 7 exons. The coding region runs from base 34 to 642 and encodes 202 amino acids.